AUGGGGAACGCACUGACCGUCGACGUGGCUGACCCGAUCGUGAGCGACGACCCCCUGCUAAAUGUACACGUGGAUGUGACGGAAGUGUUUGCUGUGAUCAUCGUGUACUGUAACGCGACGAUGGAGGAGAAAGUCCCAUUUCUAUUUGAUCUCUUCGAUUUCGACCACUCCAAGAUGAUAUCACAGGAUGAAUUGGUUCUACUGAUGCUUUGCACGACUAGAGGGCUCUGUAAAGUGGUUGCUGGGAAAUACGAGAUCGAUUUCUUACUGCAGAAAAUGAAGAAAAGUAUGAAAAAUACGCGGUCACUCGUAAAAUACGGAGAAAGCAACGUUUCAGACAAUGCGAUCUCCAUGGACGCGUUCUUUUUCGUUCUUUCACCAUUUAUCGCGUUCCUUGCUGCUGACGAUGACGGAGAGCACUCGAUCAAUAUCAAAGAGCUAAAAAUAUUGCUCUGGCUUAUGUUUGGAUCGGAACCGAGCUCAAAAAUGGUCGAGAAUUUCAAGAACGCGUUGGAUAGCAACCACGAUGACUCUCUUAACGCGAUGGAGUGGGUCUCGUAUGCUCUUGAGACCAAUGAACAGACCGGAAGCCAGUCAAUCGUCAACCAGAUCCAUCUUCUCUUCGCGACGUCGGACGUCAACGGAGACGCCAUAUUGACUCUACCAGAACUUCAACGUGGUCUGAUUUCUAUUUUCACAGACCAUUUAGAACCUGUAAACACGCCGUCUAAACCAGUCAAAAGUGUGGAAACGCGACGCCAAGCGCAGUUUUCUACCAUUUCAAGUCUUGCCACCGAUCUGGUCAAGGAAAUCAUGGGGGAACUCGAUGCAAAUGACACGCGGCGUAUCGAAUGGUACGAGUUCCGACAACAUCUCGAGUACCUUGACCGCCGCGUGAUGGAGAUCAAGACUUACAUCGAAACACACGUUUUAGGCUAA
Molecule: messenger RNA, 939 nt
Organism: Phytophthora infestans T30-4
Lineage: Eukaryota; Oomycota; Peronosporomycetes; Peronosporales; Peronosporaceae
Product: EF hand containing protein, putative
Exons: 3
Coding region: 1-939 (312 amino acids)
Molecular function (GO): calcium ion binding
Source: RefSeq, a predicted model, not a curated record